This is a messenger RNA of Adineta ricciae, 1074 nucleotides long. The record is from the annotation of a GenBank genome assembly. Lineage: Eukaryota; Metazoa; Rotifera; Eurotatoria; Adinetida; Adinetidae.
AUGCCAUCCGAUAAACGAUUGAGUAAAAUUGGACUAUGGUUAUGUCUUCCCUUGCUGCUCAUAUUAUCGGCUUACUUAUACAUCGGAUCAGAUCUUGUUCAUCAGCCGCGUUAUUCUCUCGAACAAAAAUUAGUCUCAUCAAAUACUUCGACGUCGACCAGUACCAAAGCGAGUUUACUCGAUGGGAAUCAGCUGUUAAAUGGCACACCAAAUGAAGGUUUUGUUACGUAUGUUGAUAAUAGCAGACUUUAUUAUAAUCUGCUAAUUCAACUUCUCGAUUCAAUUCAUUAUUUUUCCACGCGACCUAUUAUUGCCUAUGGCAUCGAUAUUGAUCUCGAUUUCGAUACAAAAAAGUAUCCUAGGUUGAUUCAGCGGCGUUUAAACAAAAGCAAUUGUGGAAGAUCAGUAUUCUUUUGUAAAAUUCAUGCAAUCAUCGAAAGUAAACUCGAUUACGGCAUACAAAUCGAUGCUGACAGCGUCGUCAAUUGGAAUAUCGACAUUCUGUUCGACGUUAUUCAUCGUUGGCCAUAUUCAUUUCCACUGGCACCCCGUCACCCAACUCCUCCUAACAAUAUGGAUUCCUUUUUCAAAGCAUUCCAACUUGACAAGAAGAAUCGCAGUAUGCCCUAUGUUCAUGCACAAUUUUCUUGGAACUAUCGAGCGUAUCCCUUCUUCAUUAGGGCACUUCGAUACAUGCGCGAAGGUAAUUUCCUCGGAGCAAACUAUGAUGAAUCCGCUGUCAAUGUUUUCCUAUGGAAAGAUCGAGUACAGCAUACUUUGUGUAGAAUCGAUCCAUUUGUUGAAUACCUACCCGCAUACGAAAAUCAGGAACAGACAUGUGGAAAAAGUUGUCAUGCAGCUUUUAUGAUUAUUCACGGUGCGAAAGACGCGUCCAUUGCGCGUCGUUCAUUUAAACAUCUGAGAAAAUUGAAAAGAUUACCAUUUAUCCAAACACCUUCACACGGUUUUCAUUAUUUAAAUGAAACGCAAUUCACAUGUUGUGAACCGGAUAGUCAACCAUCAUCGAUUCAUCCGUUGAUUUGCGAAUAUCCUCAUUGGAAAUUGGGAAAUUGA